Chironomus riparius is the source of this 1696-nucleotide messenger RNA. The record is from the annotation of a GenBank genome assembly. Lineage: Eukaryota; Metazoa; Arthropoda; Insecta; Diptera; Chironomidae.
UUUAGAAAUUUCUUUUAAUUUUAAAGUUUGAGUGAAAGAGUCGAUUUGUGCAAUAAUUUAAUUAAAUAAAGGCUAAAGCUUCACAAGUAUAGCAAAAAGAAGUAGCAGAGAACAAGCCAUUUCAGUUAAAUAAUCAUUCCCCUGUUGAUAACACAGAAAAAGCUUAUUUACAUUCAAUUUUUUGCUUUCUAAUUUUUUGUUCAUCUAAAACUUAAUUAAAGUUCAUCCUCAAGUACUCCUUAAUUUAAUUAAAGUCUCGAGUGUCGCUUAUUUUGUUGAAUAUAUCUUGUUACCGAUUAAACAUGCAAAAUUCAGUUACUGUUAUUGCUCCCGUAAAUAUUGCUGUUAUUAAGUACUGGGGAAAGCGAAAUGAGUCAUUAAUAUUGCCAAUCAAUGAUUCUUUAUCUGUAACUCUUUCGACUGCUGACUUGUGCAGUAAAACGACUAUAAGUGCUGAUCCGUCAUAUGAGAGCAAUCAGAUCAUUUUGAAUGGAAAGGAAGAGAACUUUGAGAAUGAACGAAUUUUGCGAUGUUUUGAGAUGAUUAAGCAGCGUGCAUUAGAGGCAGAAUCUUGUCCUAAGGAGUUAUUAGAUUGUAAGAUACAUGUUGAUUCAGAGAAUAAUUUCCCAACUGCUGCUGGAUUAGCCAGUUCAGCUUCUGGAUAUGCAUGCCUUGUUUACGGCAUGGCACAACUUUAUAGCUUGAAAAAGCAAGAAAUAUCUGAUAUUGCAAGAAUGGGAUCAGGUUCAGCUUGUCGCAGCAUUUAUGGAGGAUUUGUGCAAUGGCAAAAAGGUGUAGAAUUAGAUGGAAAUGACUCUAUGGCUGUUCAAAUAGCACCUGCUUCUCAUUGGCCAGAUCUUAAUGUAUUGAUUCUUGUUGUUAAUGAUAGUAAGAAGAAAGUCGGUUCAACCUCAGGAAUGGCACGAAGUGUCGUCACAUCAGAAUUGAUUAAAUAUCGUGUCGAAAAGUGCGUACCACAACGAAUUCAUUCAAUUACUCAGGCUAUUAAGGAUCGAGAUUUUCCUAAGUUUGCAGAGCUUACUAUGAGAGAUUCGAAUCAGUUCCAUGCAAUUUGCUUAGAUACUUUCCCACCUUGCGUUUAUAUGAAUGAUGUCUCACAUGCUAUUGUUAGCUAUAUCCAUGAAUUCAACAAGAAUGAAGGUGAAACAAAAGUUGCUUAUACAUUCGAUGCUGGUCCAAAUGCAUGCCUUUAUCUACCUGAAAAGUACGUGAAACGUGUGCUUUCAUUCAUAAAUCAUGUAUUUCCAAAUGAUAAUCAGGAAUCUGUUGAGUAUAUACGUGGAACUCCAGUUGAAUUGGAGAAUGAGGAAAAUGAUUUUAGUCAGUAUAUACCAUACGCUAAAAAUUCAUUGAAAUACAUAAUCCAUACAAAAGUCGGUGACGGUCCAUCAAUUGUUGAAUGACAUCAUGAAGGUCGAGAGCAUAUUAUAUUGUUUAAAUCAUCAAGCAAUUCACGAUCAAAUCGAAUCUCGUCAAUUCUAUAAAAAUAAAUAUAUCUAGGUGCAUUUGGCUUAUGUCUGUUAUUGGUUUUAAACUAUCCGUACAUACAUUAUAAAAUUUAAUUAUAAAUGCAAAAGUAUUAAUUUCAAAUCAGAUCUUAUGGUUGGAGGGCAUUAAUGUUUUAUAAUUUUACUUAAUGUAAUAAAUUUAUUUAAUUUCACGAGGAACAACGAGA